AUGUGUGUUAAUGAUGUUAUGAAUCUGAUACUAAAAUACUAUGAGGAUAAGGAAAAAGAAAUAAUAAAAGAACUUUCAGAUAUUUGUUCUUCAGCAAAAAAACAGUCAGAAGUUAUAGCUGCUAGGAAUGCCUUGCAUAACGAUGACGUAUACAGCAGCUCCGAUGAACACAGCAGCUCCUAUGAAACCAGCAGCACUGAUAACUAUGAUGAAUCUUAUAUAUCUAAUGAAGAACCUAGAUCGCAAAUAAUUGAUGACAUAAACAAUGUAAUGACUGAGACCCGAUCGAUUAUAAGAUUUUUCAGAAAGAGUCCUCUAAAAUCAAUCACACUACAGAAACAUGUAGUAGCCGAAUUCGGAGUAGAACUAGUUUUGUUACUCGAUGUCAGAACUAGAUGGAAUUCAAUGCUGACAAUGAUUGAACGUUUCUUGUUAUUAAAAAAAGCAAUAAAAAAGGCAUUGAUAGAUUUAGAUAGCUCACAAAAAUGGAAUGAAGAUAAUAUUACUGUGCUACAAAAACUGCAGAUGAUAUUAACACCAACAAAACUUGGAGUAGAGGCGUUGAGUAGACAAGAUGACAAUUUAUUGGCAUUAUUAGCAGAGGCUAUAUAG
Molecule: messenger RNA, 612 nt
Organism: Arctia plantaginis
Lineage: Eukaryota; Metazoa; Arthropoda; Insecta; Lepidoptera; Erebidae
Source: the annotation of a GenBank genome assembly